GAUUCGCUGGGGAGAAGUGUGAGGUCAAUGUAGAUGAGUGUGCCAGUAAUCCAUGUCCUAGUGGCACCCUCUGUGAGGACAAGAUCAACGCCUACAGGUGUUACUGUCCUGAGGGUAAACUUGGCAUCAACUGUCAGAAAGAAAUCCAUUAUGACUUUGAUAUUGUCCUUCAAACCCCAUCCGUGCGUAUGCAAGGUGAAAUGGUGGACAGGAACGCCCUCUUUACUUUGAACUCAACCUCACUGUCAGUGUCAUUGUGGUUCCGAUUUGCGUCUGCUGAUGGUUCGGGGGCCGACAAAAACAUUGUCUCCAUUUAUGGAUUACGAACAGGCAGUAGACACUCAGCUGUCAGCCAGUUCCUCGUCAGAAGUCGGUCAAUCCUUGCUCAGGUUAGUGACAGCAUCUCUGUCCAGGCCAUCGGUAACGACCUAAUGGAUGGACUGUGGCACCACCUGGUGGUCACCUGGAACGGUCAGAAGAAUCUUGAAGGCGGUGGAGUGACUGGACGUUUGACAAUGUACCUGGACAAUGUAAAACAUAAGGAGGCUGAUGGUGUCGGCUCCAAAGCCAGACUUCCUCCAUUUGGGUGGCUUGUGAUUGGAGGAAUCUAUGAUGCAUCAACCAAUCAGAUCGUCCGAUCGAAUGGCAUUGUUGGUCGAAUCAGUCGCCUGUUUAUAGUCAAGAAGGAGCUUGACUCUGCAGUCCUGAUAAAUGAACUUUACUCCAACAGGAGGUCGUACGUCCCUGUGGGGGUGGUUCAUGGUCCAGUGAUUUACCAGGUUGAGCACGGUCCACUGACCAUAGACUACAACAGUGAGGUAGAAACAGAUGGAUGCUUCACUCAGGAAUCUUGCCGUGGUCUAUAUCAAGCAACGAACUAUGCAUCUGUGAGAAUCUGUCCUCAGGAUCAGUAUGUGACCUUUGACCGGGAUAAAAAUGCCAUCUGGACUUCACCGCUGUUUGAUCGAGCAGUAUCAACAACUAUGAACAGAUAUACUGGAGCGGAGGAGCUGCGUGCUGGUGUGUACGGUAUAUCAGCAGCAGGGUUUGACAGUGACGGCAAUGCGGUGAUGUGUACCUACAGACUCUAUGUGAAGC
This is a messenger RNA of Mizuhopecten yessoensis (Yesso scallop), 1098 nucleotides long. Its product is annotated as sushi, von Willebrand factor type A, EGF and pentraxin domain-containing protein 1-like. The transcript has 6 exons. Gene Ontology annotation, molecular function: calcium ion binding. Gene Ontology annotation, cellular component: plasma membrane; protein-containing complex. Gene Ontology annotation, biological process: establishment or maintenance of epithelial cell apical/basal polarity; heterophilic cell-cell adhesion. NCBI's taxonomy places the organism in Eukaryota, Metazoa, Mollusca, Bivalvia, Pectinida, Pectinidae. The annotation marks the transcript as partial. The record is from RefSeq and is a predicted model, not a curated record.